AAAGAUUUCCUUUGGCGGAGGGAGAAAUAGCUUCAUCCGAACAUUUGAGAGAAACUCAUUUUUUACAUAUUCAUCUGAUGGAAUUACGUGAAUUACAAGACGGAUUACUCAAUUCUUCAAACGAACGUCCAUUUGUUUGUAUUGAAUUAGACGAACCAUCUUCAGAACGUUUUUUAAGUCCAAAGGGACAUUUGGAUGCACACAGCGGUAAUUAUUGGUUUUGGCAUGAUGGGGAAGCAAAUUUCGAAUUGGCAAUAGCUCCAACUGGAGGGGAAUUGCUAUUUGAAUUAUUUACUGAAACACCUUCAUUUCCAAAUGAAAAAGAACUAGAUUUACCUCCAACAGCUAUUUAUGGAACUGUUAGGCAAAGGUGCUUUUAUUAA
This is a messenger RNA of Meloidogyne enterolobii, 383 nucleotides long. Lineage: Eukaryota; Metazoa; Nematoda; Chromadorea; Rhabditida; Meloidogynidae. The record is from the annotation of a GenBank genome assembly.